Messenger RNA from Oncorhynchus keta (chum salmon), 1489 nucleotides. RefSeq names its product homeobox protein Dlx3b-like. The transcript is spliced from 3 exons. Gene Ontology annotation, molecular function: RNA polymerase II cis-regulatory region sequence-specific DNA binding; DNA-binding transcription factor activity, RNA polymerase II-specific. Gene Ontology annotation, biological process: regulation of transcription by RNA polymerase II; epithelial cell differentiation; embryo development. The coding region runs from base 172 to 1011 and encodes 279 amino acids. Lineage: Eukaryota; Metazoa; Chordata; Actinopteri; Salmoniformes; Salmonidae. The record is from RefSeq and is a predicted model, not a curated record.
GGGAGCGCUGCCACAACGGAGUUACUACAGCUAGGAGAGUUUGAAGAUUUGCUCUCCAAGGACUUGCGUUUAGGACGCGCUACUGACUAUAUCUCUUCAUUGCGAUUUAUUUUAACACUACUGAACAAACGUUCUGUAUUUACGAAUUAUCGUGGACUUUCUUGUCUACCCAUGAUGAGUGGACAGAUUUAUGAAAAGAAGAUAGCGAGCAUUUUGACCGAUCUCCCCGGAUCUAUGAGUUGCCAUCCGAGCUCCAAGGACUCUCCGACUCUUCCCGAGUCCUCAGUCACGGACAUGGGUUACUACAGUGGACAAACGGCUCACAGCCAUCACGAAUAUUAUCCGAGUCAAACAUACGGGCAACAAAUGAAUGCAUACCAUCACCAAUUCAAUCUGAAUGGAAUGGGUGGUGCUGGAGUUUAUCCCACCAAGUCUGAAUACCCUUACACAAAUGCCUACAGACAAUAUGGACAUUACAACAGAGAUCAUCUGCAGGCUUCACCUCAAAGCUCAGUGAAAGAAGAACCCGAGCCUGAAGUUCGUAUGGUGAAUGGAAAACCCAAAAAAAUCCGCAAGCCGAGAACGAUUUACUCCAGCUACCAACUAGCAGCGUUGCAGAGACGUUUUCAGAAAGCGCAGUACCUCGCCCUCCCGGAGAGAGCCGAACUUGCGGCUCAACUCGGUCUGACACAAACACAGGUCAAGAUUUGGUUCCAAAACCGGAGGUCCAAAUUCAAGAAGCUUUACAAGAACGGCGAGAUUCCCCUUGACCACAGUCCAAAUGCCAGCGAUUCCAUGGCGUGCAACUCCCCGUCAUCGCCGACGGUCUGGGACAAUAACUCUAUCACCACACCCGCCAGCAGGCCCCAAGUCCCGCAGCCGCCCCUCAACUCGUCGCCCCCCUACCUGGAGGAUUAUAACAACCACUGGUACCAACAGGGAUCGCAUCUACAGCACCCCGGCGCAGUGCAUCACCCAGUACCACAGCAAAGCGUUGGGGCUGUUUAUUAACAAAGACUAAACAUAGAGUUUUAAUACGAGGCCCUUCCACAUCAACUGAACUUACCAGAGCUCUAAAAAGUAUAAACUGGCGCUGGCUUGUUUUGGACGUAGACCUGACAAAAGUGAAAGUAGGUAUUUCCCUGAAAAGCGGGGUAAACCAUUUUUACUGUAGGCUAGCUUACCUAACACGGGAAGAGUAAUGGCAAAACUGUUCAGUUGAUCCAUAUUAAAUCGUGGAGUUGAUCCAUAUUACAUCGUGGAUAUGAGUUUGCAGAGCAUGCGUCAGAAACUCAGGUCAUAAUUUAUAUCGAUUUGUACAAAAUGUCGAAGGCUGUACAUAGGUGUUAAUAGAAAGCAGAACCACUAAGAUCAUAUUUGUUUGGAGUGGAAAUACCGCCCUGUGGUGCUGCGAACCUUUUUAUAUUAAUGUUGUAAUUAGUAUGUUAUUAUUGCCUUUCUGUCAAAACGAAUAAAGAUAUCGAUUGAA